This is a messenger RNA of Mercenaria mercenaria, 1936 nucleotides long. RefSeq lists its product as uncharacterized. Bases 224 to 1183 code for a protein of 319 amino acids. Lineage: Eukaryota; Metazoa; Mollusca; Bivalvia; Venerida; Veneridae. The transcript is spliced from 4 exons. The record is from RefSeq and is a predicted model, not a curated record.
UAUCCUGGUAACACACUCUCACACAUACUAUAACUAUAUUAUAUUUUAUGAAAUACAGAUAAACUAACAACUAUUGAUUUUCAAGUUUACAUAAGUCGGCGGGUUCGCGGUCAUAAAAGCUGAAUGAAUAUAUGAAUUUAAAACAGGAAAUGAUUCAUAGUGUCUGGAGAUUUUGUUUAUACUUUUUAAAAGUUGCAAAGUUGUGCAAAUAAAACAUAAUAAAAUGAAUUUGCUUCAGAAAAAUGUGCUUCAAGGAUUAUUCAUCUGUCUGUUAACAGAAAUGAUUGUUUCAAAACGCUCUGACAAUAACAAAGAUCAUGCAAAGUGGAAUGUAAACUAUUACCCUAAACCGACCAGAGGUGUCAAACAUUUAGACAUGAACUUGAAAUGUAGUAAUAAAUACCAACUGAUUGACGUCGAGGUCAUUGCUGGGAAGAAAAUGUUUGAAGACAAUCAGGAAGAAUAUGUGUUCGGAUAUACACCUUCGCUAAUCUUCAACGUUAACAACUGCUAUUGGAACCAAGGUUGCACUAUCACACUCCCGCAAGACCUUAUGGUCACUUGUGUUACUGUUAAAAAUACAGAUGGCAAAGGCGCCAUUGUUGUGCCGAAUGAAGGGUUCAGUUCUAAAACAUGUGCAAUGGAAAAUGUUCAGUUUCUCAAUCCAGUGCACGCCAAAUGCAUAAAAGUAAAGGUUGUGAAGAAUAUUUGCGAAUUGAAAAAUGGGAAACCUAACUGCACGAAUAAACUUCCAAAACGGAAAGGAAUGAUAAAGAGUCAUGAGUCAUUCCCAUGGAAUUACAACGAAACGUACCGAAACCUUGUGUGGAAAUAUAACUUUCCUUUGACAGACAAGAAACAGAAAGUACUUGUAAUUGGCUUAAAAUCCGUACACGUAUGCGAAGACGAUCGCUUGGUCUUAAGAACAAACAAAGGGGAAAUGGAUAUUGCAGAAAUGGAAGAAAACAAACAUUUGAGUUUUAAAAAACAAGAUCAUGGAUUUUUAGAUCUAGAAUUCAGUGUAGCUUCAGACAGCAAGGGGUGCGGCGGAUUUCUAAUCUGCUACAACGAGAUAAAGAAGAAGGAAUUAAACAGAUACGACGGGAAAAAGCGAAACGUGUGUGACAACCUGUUCAACAAGAAGGCUUUGAUUCCUAAGCUUGAAACGACGGGAGUGCCUUAAAAUUAAAUGCUUCAGCGUACAUUCAUACAGUUCUCCACUGUCAUUGUAUAUUUUUCAAUCUGCUACAUUUUUAACAGUACAACGGCCUACACAGCAUAAGUAAAUGAUAUACUGAUAGCCAGUCACUAUGAAAAAGCACGAGUAUCUUAUACAGUAUUCCAGGAAAUCCUCAAUUUACUUUGUAAAUAGCGUUCUUUUUUACCAUUUUGUAAAAUUCAAAGUAAUCAUGAUUACUUCUUAGAGACAAUUUAUGAUAAAACGAAUCAGGAUGAUUGCAUAUACAAAGGGUGUUAAAAAAUCCGAAAAGUGAUCUAAUAUUUUUUAUUUCUGGUCCUAUUGUGAUAAAAUUUGAAAAUAUGGAUAAGACUAUGUUUAAUGCGAAUAUUUUACAAAUUUCAAAACAUGCACAUUAUUUAUUUAUCGUCUUUAUGGCAACGCCACUACCAGUGAAGCGGUUCAGCGUCAUUGUGACCGAGUCAUAAACAAAUAUUGUUCAUAUGGUAUUUCUGUCGUAUUGACGAAAUGAUGAACUAUGAUGUAUCGAUCCGUAUCUAGCAACAACGUGACUGAACUUUAUUGUCCUCUGAUGUUUGAACCGCGGGUCGUCGGCAAUAUUCUCCUGACCACUUUUAAAGCUCCCGUACCACCAAUAAAGUGCUGUUUUCUAAAGGACAUUGUCCUCUAACCCUUAUGCAGCAUAACAAUGGUCUUUUCUCUGAUUUUUUUAAAAUUCAAAAUACAUAGAGGAUAUUA